UUUAUUCAAACGAUUUGCUUAUUUAUUCUUAAGUGGAUCGUACCCAAAUACGACUGCUUCAUCAUCCGAAAUAUCAAGCGCAGUAGGCAAAAUUGUGUUUGAAGGACACGCAACAAAACAGGCAGUUAUGGAAGUUUUAAAUAGCAUAUCGUCAACUACAGCACGGAACGAGGACACCUAUGAAAAAAUAGAAAACAUCAGCAACAAAUCGAUCCGCGAUAAAGUCGCAAGAUUUAUCCCAAGUGUUGCUGAUGUACCAAUGACAACCUUUUCGCAGUGGUUGAUUGGCAUUUCUGCCGCGGUAUCCUCUAUAGUCAAUACUUUAUCUGGCAACCAGCUUAAAAAAACGAAAAUGCUCCAAUGAAAAGCAGCUGCUCGUAAGAAGCAUGUGGUUUCUCGUCCCCGAGAGACAAGAUCAAGCAGUAGCCAGUCUAUUCAAUAAGCACAGCUACAUAGACAGUGUCGUAAAUGGGGAAUGCACCACAAUCGGAUACGCUCGAAAAAGUCUCUCCAACGAAUCCAAGUCAGUGCGCUUGCGUUUGUUGGAGAGCAUGACCUCCAUCUUGGUAGACCCUUGCCGGUGCAGCAAAAUCUUCGUGACACCACUUUGCAAUGCAAAUUCGCCUUUGCUGGAACGAGAUUUAAAACGCAGCCCGUUAACCAAAGAUGUGAGACAUGCACAUGGUGAUAUGCAGGAUCUCAUUUCGUACGUUAAGACAUCCAUGCGUCCCAUAAGGCUGGUGGUUAUUGACUAUGCUGGAUUGACCACAUCACCUCAAGACCUGCUUACUUUUAUAUCGUCCUUGAACUUGGUGAUGUUCGUUGUAGUAUACCACGGUCACAGGUUCGAAUCUUUCUCCAGGGAAAACUUGCUGAAAGAUAUUAGCUUUAAAGCCUUUGCAUACCGCAAGGCACCAAUUCGUCGUUCGAGGCAGUUGCUGUUUCAUGAGCAACUGUAGCGACAGCCUCGACAACCACUCUUGGAUUCCAUCAUUUGUUAGUUUUUACAAUGAUCAACCUUGUAUGAUUCCCUAAUAAAUCACUAUUUUCCUAUUUCC
Messenger RNA from Mucor mucedo, 1058 nucleotides. RefSeq lists its product as uncharacterized. Bases 387 to 959 code for a protein of 190 amino acids. NCBI's taxonomy places the organism in Eukaryota, Fungi, Mucoromycota, Mucoromycetes, Mucorales, Mucoraceae. The record is from RefSeq and is a predicted model, not a curated record. The transcript is spliced from 4 exons.